This is a messenger RNA of Rhizoctonia solani, 3423 nucleotides long. RefSeq names its product RAV1-regulator of (H+)-ATPase in vacuolar membrane-like protein. Lineage: Eukaryota; Fungi; Basidiomycota; Agaricomycetes; Cantharellales; Ceratobasidiaceae. Gene Ontology annotation, cellular component: RAVE complex. Bases 1 to 3423 code for a protein of 1140 amino acids. The transcript has 16 exons. Gene Ontology annotation, biological process: vacuolar acidification. The record is from RefSeq and is a predicted model, not a curated record.
AUGUGUCAGGUUGAAGAGAUAAGUUGGCGCGCCUCCAAACCUCCAAUCGGUAACGAAUAUAGGUCCGAUACGAUUCUGUACACCGUCACUGCUGACUAUACUGUCCGGAUUUACAUGCCCGUACUGGACUCUGCUGAUCACCUGCAGCUACAUGCAUCACUGGACUUAUAUUCGUUUGGGAUGUCUGGUAUUAUCUCUAGGAUAUGUUUACUAGACCGGGACGCUGUCGUAGAUUCAUUGGGUAAAGCCAUGGAACGGCCUAUCGAAGGAUCACCUCAGGAAGAAGAAGAAGAAAAGGCCCGAAGAACUCGUUUAAAGUCUAUUAUUGACGAAGGUUGGGAUCUCUUUGCUGUCGUAACUCAGGAUGGGACUGUAGUGGUCCGAGCAAUCACCAAUAUUGACCGCCGCCCGCCAACUCUGCUACAUCACAUACGUGGCUUUGCGCUUUGCUAUGAGCCUUCGUCUUCCAGCGCGUUCAUUAUCACUGCUCCCCGGCUGCACUCUUACAUAGUAUCGCCGCUUUCUUUCUUUGAUGCUCAAGUAGGUGGGGUGCGAAGAUUAUCAGUAGACGAGGCGGGACGUGGAAGCAUUGAAAAGAUUCAGCGCUUUGUACGAACCGCUUCCGGGCUUGCCUUGGGCGCUUGCUAUGGGAGCGGUGGUGGAGAGGUUUGGAGACGUCACCCUGACAAGGGUAUUGUGAGAAUAGGCCGGUGGGCAUCAGGAAAUAUCGCGGUAGUAUUGAGUGAAGGUCGCGCCGUUAUUUCAUACACCAAGACAUCCCGGACAUUGACUCUUUACCAUCUCCUUAGCGAUUCUACUAUCGAUUAUAACGUGCCUGAUAUCGAUUCUCUAAUUGUUCUCAAGGAUUCGGGCACUCAGGCAUCCAUACUGGCAAUUACCACACAUAGAUCAGUCAUUCAAAUCCGUUCUACUUUGCCUUCCGACCACUUGCCAAUGAAGCUGAAUGUACUUGGCCCCACACCCUUCCCUGGCCCCACAUCCAAGGAAAUUCCGGCAUUAAUUCUACCAGUGGAUCCCAUGGGGUGGUCUUUCACACUCGAUACUUUACAAGUAGCGCACGAUUCUAUACUAAGUAUAUCCCACUCGGGGGUUCUAGAAUUCUGGACGCUCUCUGGGGAUGGUGAAUGGCGUGCAACUGGUCAAGUUCACACCGAAAGAACGAGCAUCAAGUUGGCGAAAUGUAGCACAGCGAAAAAAUCUGCCUUAGUCGCCACGACUGCAGAAGGCAAAGAAGAGCUGACAAUAUGGGAUCACAAAGAAUCGGAGUUCGCGUCAGGGUUGGAAUAUGUUCGAAUACUCAACGAGCCCAUUACAGACCUUGAUUGGACCUCCACGGCCGCCCCCCAAUCUCAGUCUAUCCUGGCAAUCGGAUUUGCCCAGCAUGUUGUCCUCCUUUGCCAGCAGCGUCUAACAUAUUUUGACGACGAAACUGCAUGGGUGGAAAUCGGAAAAGUUGAAACUUCACAAUUGAUACCGUACCAUAUUUCUGAUUCGAUAUGGUUGGCUGGCGGCCUGUUGCUUGUUGGGGCUGGUCAUCAAAUGCUUUUGUGCGAUAACUCUGAAGAGCCAACGCCAUUGAACAACAAGCCAAGAGAACAACACUCGGGCAAUCUAUUCGAGAUAGUGUCUUCGCAUAAUGGUCCACUAGAAGACCACCAUCCACAGAUGUUAUUACAAUGCUUAUUGUGGGGAAAGAUCGAUCUAGUAAAAGAAAUAAUUGUCAGGCUUGCUGCAAGCUUCGAUGCAGCGGAGGGUGCUGGCAGUGAUUCGUUAUACUUUACCAAACUUUCGGCUUGGCAGUUUUUGAGCGGACAUACAUCUUAUGAUUCCAUUAUUACGUGGUCAAGUUCUGCCGAUGACGAUGAUCCACAUUCGUUCUCUCGUAGACUAGUAGAAAGAUUGCUGCAGAAGCUUGACAACAACGGCUCCCACAUCUUUCGGAAACCGAGCAAGCACACCUUAUUUCAGACUCACGAACUGGAACAGAUUGACGAACAACGGAGAGCUCUCGAUGCGAAUGGCUUGAGAUAUCUUAUCUCGAUCCGUUCUUUCUACACCCUAAACAAGCGACUCGAAACUUUUGGUGAUAGUGGCAAACAGAACGGCAUCGCAAGUACCCGCGCUGGAAAACGGGAACGACUACGUUAUCGCGACAUUGUUUGGGCUUUUCAUAGUGAAAGUCAACAAAUCAUGAUGGAUGCUUCGACGGAGGCAUGCGGUGGACGGAUGACCUGGUCAGAUGCCAAAGCUCUUGGAGUAUUCCUAUGGACCCGAUCAUCAGAGGACUUAAAAAACCAAAUGGAAGUGCUGGCACGAAACCAAUAUUUAAUUGGUGAUAGAGACCCAGUCUCAUGCUCUUUAUUCUACUUUGCUUUAGGGAAGGUCAAACUCGUCCAUGGGCUUUGGAGGCAAGCGGCUUGGCACAAAGACCAUCCCUUAAUGGUCAAAUUUCUCUCUAACGACUUUAAGGAGCCCCGGUGGCGCACUGCAGCUCUGAAGAAUGCAUUCGCACUUUUGGGAAAACAACGUUUUGAGUUUGCUGCCGCCUUCUUCAUGCUGGGAGGGAGCCUUCAGGAUGCUGUAAACGUUUGUAUUAAGCAGUUAAAUGACUUCCAACUCGCGAUCGCGCUAGCCAGAGUUGUCGAGGGCGAUUCUGGCCAAGUGCUCCGCGGCAUCCUGACUAAAAUCGUCGUCCCGCUUGCAUUCAAGGAAGGAAAUCGAUGGCUUGGGAGCUGGGCCUUCUGGAUGCUGGAUCGACGCGAUCUUGCAGUCAGGAUCCUCCUGACGCCCCUAGGACAACUAGCAUCGUCAUUACAGGGCGAUUUUACAAUCAACGAAAUCGGGAAUCCUCACUUUGAUGAUCCGAGUCUUGCUUUACUUUUCGCACAACUCAAAUCCAAAUCGUUACAGACAGUGAAAGGCGUUAACGAAAUAUCCGGUCAAACAGAGUUCAAUUUUGUCUUACAGAUGGCUCGUGUUUUCUGUCGCAUGGGCUGUCAUCCACUGGCGCUAGCGAUCACGACAUCAUGGUCAUUUGACCGACCAACGUUACCCACGCAAGGAGCGGUGCGAAGGAAUUCAAGCGUCUCGAGCGCGCCAUCAUCCCCCACUUUAUCACGCAGGGGUGAAAUUCAACCUCGUCCAAGAAACCACACCCGCAGAAAAAGCCUGAUUAUGGAUAUGGAUAUUUCAGCACUCCCUCCAACUAGAACAGUCUCUCCCGUGCCGGAGGUACCAACCCCAUUACCAUCGGAAACAGGAGCUCCCAAAGGAGGGCCUCUCUCAACUCCCAAGGAAAGCGAUGCUAUCCAACCCAGGAAAACAGGAAUUGGCAGUUUGAUGCAGGCAGCUAAGCAAGAAGUGAAGGUUCCAGAAUUUGACAUGGGCGCUUUCGGUUUCUGA